Arvicanthis niloticus (Nile rat) is the source of this 495-nucleotide messenger RNA. RefSeq names its product chromosome 10 C2orf76 homolog (gene C10H2orf76). Lineage: Eukaryota; Metazoa; Chordata; Mammalia; Rodentia; Muridae. The record is from RefSeq and is a predicted model, not a curated record.
UGGGAGGAGCCGCAGAGCACGUUGGGAGCAGGUAUCUCCCACAUGGCUGCAGAGGAGGCCACAGUCACCGUUCGCCUCAUCCGUUCAUUUGAGCAUCGGAAUUUCAGACCCGUGGUAUAUCAUGGAGUUAACUUGCAUCAAACUGUAAAGGAAUUUAUAGUAUUUCUAAAGCAAGAUGUCCCUUUGAGGACUAGCCUGCCACCGCCCCUCAGAAAUUACAAAUAUGAUACACUAAAGAUUCUUCAUCAAGCCCACAAAGCAAAGACAAAUGAGCUUGUGUUGGGUUUGGAGGACGACGACACACUCCUGCUAAAGGAAGACAGAACACUGAAGGACUCAGGAAUAGCCAGUGAAACUGAAAUUGCAUUCUUCUGUGGAGAAGAUUAUACAAGAUACAAAGCUAAUCCCAUCUCGUCCUGGUGAGAGUGUCUGGUUACACCUUUGCAUACCUUUAUUCCACUAGUGAUUUUUUUUUAAAUUGUCAAAUAAAUCUUU